This is a messenger RNA of Myxocyprinus asiaticus (Chinese sucker), 2653 nucleotides long. Its product is annotated as carbonic anhydrase 12-like. The coding region runs from base 138 to 1592 and encodes 484 amino acids. The transcript has 10 exons. Gene Ontology annotation, molecular function: zinc ion binding; carbonate dehydratase activity. Gene Ontology annotation, cellular component: plasma membrane. The record is from RefSeq and is a predicted model, not a curated record. NCBI's taxonomy places the organism in Eukaryota, Metazoa, Chordata, Actinopteri, Cypriniformes, Catostomidae.
CAUCGCUCUGACGUCAUUGUUUAAUACGAGUGGAGCUUGCUUGAUAUAAAAGCCGGUUCAGAAAGCUAUGACAGGAUUUCUCAUCUGAGGCGAUUACUGAAACAUAAAUGAACAUCAAUAGCCGGUAACUCUCUACAAUGACAUUUACACUGUUUUUCAUCAUCCUGAUCGCGUGUCCUAUUGCCUCUAUGGGGGCGAAAUGGACAUACAAUGGACCUGAUGGAGAGCACCACUGGUCCACACAUUACCCAUUCUGUGGAGGGGCAUUCCAGUCACCCAUUGAUUUCCAAACACAGCUGCUGAGAUAUGAUCCAAACCUUCCACACAUCCAGAUCCAGAACUACAAUCUGUCAACCAAUGAGCAGCUUACUCUCGGCAACAACGGACACUCUGUGCAGCUGUCUUUGCCCUCUCACAUGUACAUCUCCAGCCUGCCUCACAGAUAUUCAGCAUCUCAGCUUCACUUCCACUGGGGCUCCUCCAAUCUACUAACUGGAUCAGAACACACUGUCAAUGGGAAGCGGUUUGCUGCAGAGAUGCAUGUGGUGCACUUUAAUUCUGACAAGUACCCCAACAUCUCAAUGGCGGUAGACAAGCAAGAUGGACUGGCUGUGCUAGGAGUUUUCAUUGAGAUUGGUGAUUCCAACCCUGCUUUUGACAAAUUUCUCAAAUACAUCAAUGGGAUAAAGUACAGAGAUCAGAAAAUACAGGUUCCAGCCUUUAACAUCCGUGAGCUAUUGCCAACCCGUCUGGAUGAGUAUUACCGCUACGAUGGUUCCCUGACCACGCCUCCCUGCUAUCCCAGCGUGCUAUGGACCGUGUUCAGGAAACCUGUCACCAUUUCACGAAAACAGUUUUUGGCAUUGGCCUCUGCUCUGUAUGCCUCUUAUGCACAAGAAUCUGCUCCAGUGCCUCUUCACGGAAAUUACCGGAAGCCACAACUAACAGACAACAGAGUAAUUCUGGUCUCCUUCAAAGAUGGAAUUCAUGGUAUUAUUUCAGUGGCGUCCCCCUUUCAGAGGAGGCAAGUCAUACAGAAGCUUCUGGUAGGUGACCUUGCAGAUCUGGCCGAUGAUGGACUCAGUCAGCUUCUACCGAAGCUGAAUCCCCUCCCUGGAGCCGCUCAGAAACAACAUUGGCCGAAGAACAAGGUUCCAAGCAACACUGUUGUGAAGAACAUGCCUACAAGUCCUUAUAUGGGCACACUUGAUUUGAAUAAUGGGCUGUGCUUUGAAUCCCUGGAGAAGAAUGUUAUUCGUCAGCUACAGAGAUAUCACGUGAAGGGUCAGAUGGUCCAAGCUUUGAGAGAAGUCAUCUUCCCUGAGUUGAACCUCAGGAGUUAUUUGGACUGCAAGUCUGACCUGGAUCUCGAGACCAUAAGGCAACUUGUUCAAGGAAGACCAAGGGAUGAAGCCGUCGAGCUCGAACAAUCGCUGACCAAAGCCAUGCGAAGACAGGUUAGAAAGCAAAUCAAACGGCAAAGAAACCCAAACCUAAAAAGCAUCACGGGGCAUCCUCAAGCCACGAUCAUCAAGGAACGCAACUUGGAAUCUUCUUACAACAGACUUCAACAAGUUGAAAGGGAAGAUUAGAGCCAAUGAGGGCCUCAACCAUCCCUGGAAGCUUAAGUUUUUGCUGUCCGCUGUCACGCACACUCAGAAUAUUUAGUCAGCUCGGCUCCUAGGGCCAGCAUAACAACUGACUAAUGUUUAUUUAGUUUGACGGGACCUGUAGCAGUACUGCUCUAACACUUUUGUUUAAGAGACUCAGAAAGCCUUUGUCUGAAACCUGUUUUGCUUUUGCUGUGCUUAAAGGGAUAGUUCAUGCAAAAAUUUAAAUUUACAGCUCACAUUUGCUUUUAUGACACUAUUGGUUAGGAUUAAGGUUUUGUUGAUUUAAACCUUGAUAAAGCAUUAACUUAAAAGUGAUAGUUCACCCAAAAAUGAAAAUUCUUUCAUCAUUUAUUCACCCUCAUGACUUUCUUCUUCUGCAGAACAUGUCGUGGCUUCUGCCACCUCUGUGAAACAUCACUCUUGAAGUCUUGGGGUUUUGAUCCCAGAAUAUAGACUUUUUUAUCAGAGAUAAAAAAGCAGAGUUGCUCCCAGCACAACUCCUGCAAAAUGGGUUUGUCCCCCUUUAUACAUAUGAUCUCCCAAGGCAUGGCUAAUAUAUUCCAUAUGUGUCACUGGACACCACUGUGGAGAGACUUCACCAUAUUUUCUUUAGCGUUAACACAGGAGACUCAGUUUACCAUAUGAGAGGGGCCCCACAUCCACAGACACAGCCAGUCACAUGGUUGACCACCAGGAACAAUUGUAGAAUAAAAUGGCUAUAUUAACAUUGAUUAUACUUGAUUAAUUUAUACUCAACUUUAUAAAAAUAUUCUACAAACACAAACAAAGAUUUUCAGAAGAAUAUUUCAGCUCUGUAGGUCCAUACAAUGCAAGUGAAUGCAUGCCAAAAUUUUGAAGCUCCAAAAAAGCAUAUAAAGGGAGCGUAAAAGUUUCAUAUUUCAUAAGACUCCAGUGGUUAAAUCCAUAUCUUCAGAAGCGAUAUGACAGGUGUGUGUGAGAAACAGAUCAAUAUUUAAGUCCAUUUUUACUAUAAACUCUCCUUCCACCCAGUAGGUGGCGAUAUGCACGAAGAAUGUGAA